Molecule: messenger RNA, 1155 nt
Organism: Octopus sinensis (East Asian common octopus)
Lineage: Eukaryota; Metazoa; Mollusca; Cephalopoda; Octopoda; Octopodidae
Product: pre-mRNA-splicing factor SYF2
Exons: 7
Coding region: 89-805 (238 amino acids)
Cellular component (GO): post-mRNA release spliceosomal complex; catalytic step 2 spliceosome; Prp19 complex
Source: RefSeq, a predicted model, not a curated record
UGACGUUAUAAGCGACCUUCCUUUCUUCUAACUUCCGGUUUUGCUUAAGCUUAGUAUCAAAUAUUCGGAUAGUUUAUACAAUAUCAAAAUGUUUAAACCUCGGUCAUUAGCUACCAAAAAGCCUGCACCUACUGCUGAAGAACAAGAGGCAGCUCGGAAGCGUAAGGAAAGAUCGCAACGUCUUCAAAAUCUUCAGUUACGAAUGAAUGAAGCAAGGAAGCUCAAUCACCAAGAAGUUGCUGAAGAAGAUCGUAAGAAGCGACUGCCAGCUAAUUAUGAAGAAAAACGAAAACGGCUGGAAUGGGAAGAAGAAGAAUUAAAAAAGCAGAAGGAAUGCAGUGCGAAAGGAGAAGACUAUGAUCAAGUGAAGUUGCUUGAUAUUAGUGCUGUAGAUGCUGAGAAAUGGGAACGCAAGAAAAAAAAGAAGAAUCCUGAUCCUGGUUUCUCUGAUUAUGAAGCUGCUACAUUCCGCCAGUAUCAAAGGAAUACCAAACAGAUUAAGCCAGACAUGGAUUCUUAUUUUAACCAGAUGGAAAAAAAAGGAGAAGAAUUUUUUCCUGAUGCUAACACUUUAGGAUUGCAGCAACACACUGACUCUGAGAAAGCCGUCGAUAGAAUGGUAAAUGAUUUGGAGAAACAGAUCAACAAAAGAGAAAAAUACAGCCGAAGAAGACCUUAUGAUGAGGCUGCUGAUAUUGACUACAUCAAUGAGAGAAAUAUGAAAUUCAACAAAAAGUUGGAACGUUUCUAUGGGAAAUAUACAGCAGAGAUUAAACAGAAUUUGGAACGUGGUACUGCUGUUUGAUAUUCCAUUAGCUUGUGCUGGUUCUCUAUGCCUUGGUUUCCAGUUGUAAUGCUGCAGAAGGUUUUUUUCGAAAGCUGGUUGUUGAUGAUGUAUUUAUCAUAAUUUAACAGAACAUUUCAUCCUGUGUAAUUAGAGGGAUUGGAAGUCUAAGAAAGUGAACUACUGUAAAUAAUGAAAGGAAGUAUAAUUUAAUAAAAAUAUUGAUGAGAUUUUUGUACAUGUAAUUUUUUAGUUGUAGCAGAUAUACAGUUUCCAUCAGGUUAAAGAAACUUUGCAAAAAUACAAAAGAAAACAAAAAAAACAACAGAAAUAAGGAAACAAAGAAAACUAUCUAGUUUAUGCUGGCUUAG